AGUGACGCCGUUUCCGUAUUCGGACAAAACGGACAUUCGCGCACCUCCCUACACCUGAAACGACAUCGCUUAUUAUCUUCUAUAUAAGCUACUCUGUUUUUCUACUCUCAGCAGCAGAGCAUAGAAUUCACAGAGAGAGAGAGAGAGUGUGUGAGGCGGUGAAAAAUGAAAGUGGUGUCAUUGAGAGGAAUACGGAAGGCAAUUGCCAUCUACACGCUGUUGGUCUUGAUUGCGCUCAUCGGAGAAUUGGAUUCCCACGAGUUGCGGCCGUCGUACCACGGACUCGACUACCAGAGUUCUGCGGCGGUGGCGGGACACGAGUCAGCGCCGGAGAUGAGGUCGUUCUUCGGCGGAUCUUCUUCUCCGACGUCGACCGUGGCGAUGCCGAAGGCCAUGAACUCCAACUCCACUAACAACGACACGUCGUGGUGGGGAGGCCAUUCAGCCGGUGGGAAAGAUCACGUGAGGGAGGUGCUGCUGGUGGCUAGCGUAGCGUGCGGCAUCACAGGUGUCGCUUUGUUAGUGGCCUCCACUCUGAUUUGCGUGUUCAAAUCCCGACGACAAAGAUCACCGCCGGUGCCACCACCAACUUCGGCGGUGGCGGCAUCAUCAUGUCAUGAUGCUGAGAAUAAGUUGCAGAUAGUGGUUCGUGAUUCUUGAGAAGGAAGCAUUUUGCUUUCUUUUUCUUUGCUUUUUGUUAUCCAAUUAAGUUGAGAGGAAAGUAUUCCAAUUUUCCUUCUUGAUUCACAUAUUUUUAUCUUCUUUAAU
Molecule: messenger RNA, 768 nt
Organism: Juglans regia (Persian walnut)
Lineage: Eukaryota; Viridiplantae; Streptophyta; Magnoliopsida; Fagales; Juglandaceae
Exons: 1
Coding region: 166-660 (164 amino acids)
Source: RefSeq, a predicted model, not a curated record